AUGUGUCAGAAAACAUCGGGGCGACAACAAGGGGAGGAGGGGCGAGGGAGGGAGUCAUCAUUCGGAGUUUGGGCCGACCUGGUGGGCGCGGGAGCAGAGAGGGAGGAGGGGAUCGCGAAUGUUGCGGUGCAUCUCUCCCACCACACCGACUACAUUGAUCGCCGACAAGACGACAUUUUUACCGACUCGGAUUGCAUUUUCUAUCCCUGCCGAGAGUGUAUCCGCAGCAACCGCAUCGCUGCAGCCGUGGACUCGAAUGGCCUCUCACCAUCCAACCCGCGCACUCCCUCUUCCUCCGCUGCGCCACCUGAUACCGCCACACAGCCGACGCUCCUCGGUUCUCAUCGGCCGUUGGGGGAGGCCACUCAGGGGGAGGCCACUCGGAGAGAUGCCACACGAGGGGAAGCCACACGGGGGGAAGCCACACGGGGGGAAGCCACACGGGGGGGAGCCAUACGGGGGAAAGCCACGCGUGACGUAGAAGUGCGCGAUGCUGCGAGCGAUGGGGGGUUACGGCAAGAGGCGGAGACGCGGGAAGCGUUUCCGCCAUGCACCAGCGUGCCGCGGCCGCGCUGGUGGCUGCUGGGCGCGCUGGCUCGUGCGGCCGCGGAGGCCUUCAACGCCACCUCGCCGCUCGCCGCCAUGGAACGCCGUCCCGCUCGCGCCGCCGCUACCGCCCGCCCUCCCUCUCUGCGCCCCGCCGCUGAUCUGCCUCUCGUCGUCGCGAUGGCCGGCGACUUUCUCGCCGGGAACUUGAGUGCGAGUCGGGAAAGGAAGCGCGUGUGGCGCAGUGGUAGGAUGAACCCGUUUCUGCGGAGCAGCAGAAGCAUGCUGUCGACAGCCCAGCGCCGCCCUCCGCCACCCGCUGCUCGACGCACGCCCGCUCGAAGAACCCCCUCCCUGCCGCCGCCCGCUGCUAAGAAGCAGGCGCCGCUACCCGAGAUCACCUCGCGGUCCCCCGGUAAGAGCACUGGCGGGUCGCCGGGGAGGAAAGCUGAGAGCCAGCCGAAUGCGCCGCCGCCACCGGCUAAGAAGGGCCGGAAGAAGAAGCUUGCGCCUCCUCCUUCACCCCCAUCCCCCCCCGCGCCCCCUUCUCCGCCGCCGUUCGGCGUACAGUCCCCCGACUGCCAGUACGGCGCGGAGAAGUCGCUGGCGGAAUGCGCCAUGGGGUACGCGGGCGCGGCGGGUGUGCGCGGGGCGCAGGCGCUGGGGCUGACGCGGUACACGGUGGACAGCGAGUUCGACACGCUGGACGGGUCGCAGAUGGCGGUGGGCACGCUGCGGUGGGCCGUGACGUACCUGCGCGAGGGCGCGUACAUCCAGUUCGCGCGCAGCAUGCAGAUCGUGCUGCAGGGCAGCUUGUACGUGCGGUCGCGCACGACGAUCGACGGGCAGGGCUUCCACGGGGCCGAGGGGGAUGGACACGGUGUGAGGGAGUGGAGGGACGUGGUGGUGAUGCUGAGAAGUGGAUGGGACGGAGGUGGAAGCAAUGAUGCAACUCUUGGAGUGCUGUCAUGUGUGCAUGUGCCAUCUCAUACCCGCACGAACAUGCAAGACAUGCCCAUUGCUGGCCUCUCGUUGAUGUCCAUGUCCUCAACCCUUGCUCUCCCCUUGCCCUUCCGCCCCGCCUCCACCCCUCUCUCCCUCUCUCUCGUGCGUGAUGUACUGGCAUGGUCGGCAGUGAGCGGUGCGGCGAGCAACCUGAUAAUGGUGUACAACAGCAGCAAGGUGUGGGUGGACCACUGCCGCCUGGUGGACGGGCGCACGGGCACGGUGGACGUGGGCAAGGGCAGCACGGACGUCACCAUCUCCAACUGCUACAUCACCAGCCCCACGCCCACCAUGCAGCUGGGGCUGUCGGACGGGGAGGAGGCGGAUCGCAUGAUGCGCGUGACGCUGUACCGCAACUGGUUUGACUCCUCCUACGCCAUGCAGCCGCUGUGCCGCAAGGGCUCCUGCCACGUCGCCUCCAACCUCUACACGCGCUGGACGUCCUUCUGCCUUGCGGCCCGCAGGGGUGCCGUGGUGCGGUCGGAGAAGAACGUGUUCCGCGCCGACCCGGCAAACCGGCAGGAGGUGACGGCGUGGUACAGUGGCAUGCUGCCCACAGAUAGCAACUAUGAUACCACUGCCACCAUCCGCUCCGUGGACGACUUGCUGCUCGCAGGUGCCACGUUCCACCAGUGGGUGGGGGCCAAUGCGCUCUUCACGCCGCCCUACUACCUGCCCUUCUUCCGCAACACGCGCCUGCUGGAGGCUUUUCUCAUGGUCAACUGCGGGCCCAAGUACGACACCGUUGUCGCUCUCCCCCCUGCCUCGCCCCCCCCUUCUCCACCUCCGUCGCCCCCUCCUCCUCCCCCCUCCCCUCCUCCGCCACCAUACGUCCCGCCCCCACCCAUCCCUCCGCCACCCCCUCCGCCAUCGCCCCCGCCAGCGCCGCCCCCGUCCUCAUCCGACUGCCAGUACACCCCGGCGGCGUACGGCGCAGGCAUACUGGCGUGCGCCAUGGGGUACGCGGUGGGGGAUGAAGGUGCGGGGCUGGCGGGUAUAGCGGCGGUGCCCGAGUACGUGGUGACACUGGAUGACGACGCGGCGAGCAGCAGCCGCCAGGGGUCGCUGCGGUGGGGCGUGGCCAACUUCAAGGGCGGCGUGCGCAUCUCCUUUGCGCGCUCCAUGACCAUCCGCCUGGCUGCCGUGCUGUACGUGAAGUCCAACACGAUGAUUGACGGCAGGGGAGUGCGCGUGACACUCACGGGCGACAGCAUUGUGGUGGUGCACUCGUCGCAGGUCGUGCUGCACAACAUUGAAUUGGCAUGCGACGCUCCGAGCAGCAGUGCGCACGUGGUGUUGUACAACAGCACCAACGUGUGGCUGGACCACUGCCGCUUCUCCAACAUCUCCAAGGCCGCCCUCGACGUGUCCCGCCUCUCCUCCGCUGUCACCGUCUCCAACUGCCACUUCACCCCGGGAACUCCCACCGCUGCCACGGUUCUGCUGGGCAGCAGUGACAGCGACACCUCCCUUGCCUCCCUCACCGCCACGCUCUACCGCAACUGGUUUGACCGCGCCCCGCCCGGCCAGCCCGUGUGCCGCCGCGGCAGCUGCCACGUGGCGAGCAACCUGGUGAGCGCGUGGGCAGGGGCGGCCAUGGAUGCGCGUGUGGGAGGGCAGGUGCUGCUAGAGAACACCCUCCUCUCCUCUGGCGCUGCCUCAAAGGCCGUCGUGGCUGCUUCUGCCACGAGCCCUCCCGGCACUGUGAUAUCCGUUGGCAGUGUGCUCAUGGGCUCUGCUGUGUGGGGCCCCGUGGCAGCACCAGGCACCCCCACCUUCACUCCUCCGUACACACUGCCCUCGUCGUCCCCAGACGCCAAGUUUGCCCAGUUCAUCAGGAGCAAUGCCGGCCCACAUGAGUGUACGUGCUGGUGCCUACAGUCGUGCUGUGGCGUCGCCGUGGGCGGCGAGGGUUCAGCGACCGCCAUGGCGAGCGACGAAGCGUGGACAGUCGUUUCCAAACGCCGCGCCUCGCGCGGAAGCCGUUCCAGCGGUCCGCGGCCGGGGGACGCCCAAGGGCCCGUCGGGUGCGCCUCCGCGGAGUCGAACGGCGGGGCUUGCGCGGAGGUGUCGGGGAGUGCCGCGGAUGAGCGGAAGGUGGAGCUUCCGGGGUGGAACGUGCGCGGGAAUUGGGGGAACGAAGGGGAACGCGAGUGCGCCCCUCGGAGGCCAGGCGGUAAAGGCAAGGGGCGACGCGGCAGUGGCGCGGGCAAUGCCGGGGAAAGCGAGGAGUCGCGAGUGACGGCGCGGAUGGAGGAGGCGAGGCGCAUGGUGCAGGAGUCGUCGUUCUACAGCAAGCUGAGAGACCAGAUGGCAUCACUGCGUGUGGCCCAUCGCCUGCUGGCAGCGCAUCCCCUCUCCGCUCUCUCCGCCACCUCCCCUCCUCCCACGCCUCCCCCAUCUGCUUCUGCUGCGAGUGCACCUCAUCACCCACCCUCUCCACCCACAGCACUUGCACACGGCCACGAGGGAUGUGCCGUGGACACAUGGGGGAAAGAGGAGGACUGUAUGGAAGAGGGAGUGGGGCUGGAGGGAGAGGAAAGGGAGGGGGGAGAAGAGGGGUGGGAGGGGGUGGUGGUGGAGGUGGUGGUGUACGGGGUGGGCAGCAUCGCACACUGCGACCGUGUCACCAGUGUCUGCCCUCGCUGCCCUCGUGCUGUCUGCCCCGCCGCGUUCUCAGCCCACCCCCUUCCCACCCUCCCGCCUCAUCCACAGGAGGACCUCUCCCCGCUGCCCCAGCCCCCUUGCCCGCCCUCGUCCUCCCGGCCACCACCCGCGGCCUCCACACAUCCCCACCGCCUGUCCCCUCCUCCAUCACAGCCGGCCCUACCUGCGUCACCACCCUCAUCCGCCUGCCCUCCUCCCGCGCCCCACCCCAGCGGUGCCACCCCCCCUGCAUGUGCGGCGUCCCCCCGUGUGCGCGUGGCUGUGUUCGACCCCGUGCUCUCCCCCGCUGAGCUCUCUGCGCUCGCCCUUUUGGGUGUGCACUGCCUGCCCGCCAACGAGGUCCGUGGGGGGAGGAUAUCAAUGGAGGAGAGGGGUGAGCGAGCAGGGCGAUAUGGGCAAGGAGGAGAGGAGUGGGAGAUAAAGAGAGGGAAGGGGGGAGGGGAAAGUGUAGGCGGAGGAUGGGGUUCCCUUUCCUAUGGUUGCCCUUCAUCCAUGCGCACCUGCGAAUCGGUCUCUUUCAACCCACCCCCCUGCUGCCAGGUUCUUGAAGCCAAUGCCUCUGCUCUCGGUUUCACCCCCACUCCUCCCACGUCGCCCCCCGCCUCUCUCCCUCUCACUCCUCCACUGCUCCGAGAAGCACCUGCCGAGCUGCCUCCAUCCUCCACUCCAGCAGCAGCAGCAGCAGAGGAUGAUGCGUGUGGUGGCAGCACGGCAGGGUGUGCGCCUGUGGUUAUCCUGGGCAACAGCUUUGCCUCAUACGAGGAGAGGUGCGCACUGCAAGUGGUGUUAGGGAAGAACGAACCCGGUGGGGAGGCAGGGGUCACCUCCCUCACCUGCCUCGUCUCUCUGCCUGCACGCCUCACCUUGCACUGGACCCCCUCCUCUGCAUGCCCAUGCACGCCCACGCCACUGCCACCUCCCACUGCCACGUCACCCCUUCUCCCCAUUCUGAUUGCCUCCCUCAUGCUCGCCUCUCUCCUGCCUCUGCGUCCAUGUGCUGUGAUUCACUGCCCCGCCACCACUCAUCCACACCAUGCAGUGCAGCGAGGAGCGGUGGAGGAGGUGCCUGUGGAUGCCGCUGCCUUCCCCCUCAUCUCCGCCUUCAAUGACACGAGCUGGCACUUCUUGCGUUGCCGUGACAACCACCACAUGCUGCUGCACAGUCAAUCUUAG
Molecule: messenger RNA, 5391 nt
Organism: Closterium sp. Naga37s-1
Lineage: Eukaryota; Viridiplantae; Streptophyta; Zygnematophyceae; Desmidiales; Closteriaceae
Source: the annotation of a GenBank genome assembly